AUGAUCAAAAUCGUAUUGUUCUUGGCUACUGCUGCUGGCUUGAUUCACGCGCAAACGGUGCUCUACCAAUGCUCCAUCUGGGGUGAUCCUCAAUUGGUUCAAUUUCCGACGAAUAAUCUACAGAGUGCACAGCACAGUUUUUGUUCAUUCGAUGGUCACGCAAUGUUGUAUCAGUCAAAAUAUGUGCUUGUUUCUGUUCGCAGUGCUCGGCAAGGCGAUUUGGUCCUCGACUUCAAUAUUGUUUUCUUCAAUAAUGCUUCUGUUCCGAUCUGCACGGUGAAUGUAUUGGAUUUCAUUACAGGAGAACGAAUAUGCGACACAGAGAUCGUUAUUAAGAAGACAGGUUCAACAGACAUCAAUGUUCAAUACAAGCAAGCUCAGUUUUCAGUUUGGAUUCAACGGAGACCUGGCAAUCAUUAUAAGAUCACAUUAUUUACGGCACCAGCCCAUAUCAAUGACGGGCUCACUAGUGGAAUGUGUGUUCAGGGAUGUCGUUCAAGAAGUAUUCAAUCAUUGGCAAUGGAACGCACAGCCAACAUGACCGAUACACAAAUUGUCACUAGUGCAUUAGCAACGAAAGUGUGCGAUUUAUUCAUCUCUCAAUCAGUGAAUAACUUUCUGCGAACAACUCGUUCAUCGCCUGGUUUUGUGGAAGCUGUACGACAAGGAUGUAUCAGUGAUGUUACUCUUACUGGCGAUUCACGAUUGGCAGGCGAAGGAAUCGAGAAUAUCUUUGCUGAUGCCAUCAUACAACAAGGAACUGUUUCUAUUGAAAACAUCAGUCAAUUGACAACGAAUAUUUCAAGUGUUGCCACACAAGUAGUUCAACAAGCUGAAGUUGAAACUGAAAAACUCGUCACUUCUGCGACAUGGCCUUGCCAACCCGAUGUACCAGUUUGCAUUAUGCCAUCGCUCAUUCGACGACGAUUGAUUUCAGUGUUUGGCUGA
This is a messenger RNA of Adineta ricciae, 948 nucleotides long. NCBI's taxonomy places the organism in Eukaryota, Metazoa, Rotifera, Eurotatoria, Adinetida, Adinetidae. The record is from the annotation of a GenBank genome assembly.